ACUUUAAGCUGUCUGAACAACGAAGAAAAUCAUUGUUGACAACUGUGGCUUGUCCGCAAAGUUCUUUAGCUUUACAACAAUGAAAACGUAUAUCUCUUUUUGACUGAGGUGUUUAGUUGUUGCCUGUUUAUGUUAAUUAAAGGGACGUACUAGUUUACUUGUAAGUAAACAGAUUUAACACGAAAACGUUUGAGAGCAUCAUUUGCUAUACGCGAAGCUAGCAGAGAUUAGCUAAACAAAACAUGGGUGACGGCAGUGUUGUUCCAAGGAUCGGCAACAUGAAAGCUUUGCUCGGAUUAGUUGCAGGAGCUGGUGCUUCUUAUGGGUUGUACAAACUUAUUAUUUUCAAGAAAAACAAGAAAAUUGUUACAAAUGAAAACACCGGUUUCAAGAGCAGUCAGCAGAGUGAUGUAAAGCUACAGCCUGGAAGCCUGUUGGCCAAAGUAUCCGGACUGGAUGUGAUCUGUUCCCGGCCAGGAGAUGUUGCAUCAGGUGACAUCAUCCACCAGUCCCCCAACAAUCUGGAGCCACAGCACUUGAAGAUGCUGCUGUCAUGUCUGCAGACCAGUGACAAUCCAUCAGACAGGUGUCGAAUCCUCCUCACAUUAGGAAAUGCUGCUGCCUUUACUGUGAAUCAGAAUCUAAUUCGGGAUUUGGAAGGGAUUCAUAUCGUCGCUGGUUUCCUUUCUGAUCCUGUAGCAGAAGUUAGGGUGCAGACUCUGAACGCUUUAAAUAAUCUGUGCAUGAACAUCCAAAACCAGGAACACAUAAAGGUUUAUGUGCCACAAGUCCUGGAACUGAUUGAAAUGUCGCCUGUGAAUUCGGACCUUCAGCUUGGUGCUCUGCGGCUCCUGACAAACCUUUCAGUCACAGACAAACAUCAACAUUUGCUGAAGGAAUCUGUGAAACUUUUAUUGUCUCUGCUGGUUGUGAGCAAUGAAACCUUACAGGUUCAGACACUGAAAGUCCUUGUGAAUUUGUCAUCUAAUCCUGAUAUGAUGGAUGACAUAGUUCAAGCUCAGGCACCAGCCUCUGUAGUGCUUCUGUUUGACGAACGAACAGCCCCUGCGGUUCUUCUGCGACUGUUAACAUUUGCAGGGAACUUGAAGGCUUGGAGGCCUUCCUCACAGGUGGCUGAUGAACUAAGGCGGAAACAGGAUUGCCUCUUCCGGGUCAUGCUGGAUGAAUCCUCUCAGCUCCACAGCAAACUGGUCCAGCUGCUUUCACACCCUGACAGGGAGAUUCAGGCCCAGGUUGCUCGCAUCUUGACAUAGACUUCCCGUUAUGCUCAUGAUUCACCUGCCGAUUAGCUUCCACCAAAAUUUUCCAAAGUCACCAACCAGUUUGAUCAAUAUUGUUGCCACAACCUAAAUUAUCUGUUCCACUUCACCAGCCACUCCUUGAUUUCUAGUACCUUCAACUGCUUUGAAUAGACAAGCAGUGUGGGACCAGAAAAUGGAAUGAAAUCAUUCAUUCAGUAGAGACAAAAGAGCCCACCAUUUUCUGCAGCUACGAUUUUUCAACACUAGACUAGUUUCCUCUUGAAUGUCCACAGUGCCCUCUUUCUCUUCUGAAACUUUAACCUCAAAUCUCUGAAGAUGUUUUCCAGGUGAAUUUUCUGAAUCUAACCCCACUGCCAAAAGUUUUUUUUUUAAAGAAUGUUUCAGUGUGACCCGUUUAGCAUGAGUCUGUGGUUCAGUCAGUUAGCUGGAGAUUGAAGAGUUUUUUUUCUGCAAACUUUGAUAUGAAUGGAUGUACUACAGCUCCAGUCCUUGCUUGUGUAUUAACAUGUUGGAUUUAAGGGAGUUUUUUUGUCUUUAAAUAAAUCUAAACCUUGCUCAGUAUUUUUUAAUUUGGGAAGCAUCAUGACUUUCAGUGGACCUAAAAAGAUUGUUUGCUACUUGUUCUGUGACUGUGUGAAAAUGAGGGGCUCAGUGACUUUAAAGGGAAAAGUGAGUUGAUUCGUGUGAAGCAACUGAGUAAUACCUGGGUGAACUUUGAGCUACCACAGCUGCCUGAAAGGAUCCAUCCAGGAUGUGCUCAUGACUUUGAAUUCUUCAGCUUGUCAGCAGGCUCCUGCAAAGCCUCCUGUGAGAAGCUGGGGGAAGUUAGAAGGGAAGAGGAUGUAUGGACUGCUAUGAUUGUGACACAAAUACAAUUCAAGCACUGACGCAGCUUGAAAGCAAUGUGGAAUUGAUAGUCGUAUAAUUAGGUUAGCCAUGAUUAUUGUAUUUAAUGUUAAUCUAUGAAAUAAUUAUGUAUUUGCAGCAGUGAUGAAUGUGAAAUACAAGCCUUGUUGCCAUAUUAAGCUAUGCAAUAAUAAGAUGGCUGAUAAGACUGAGCCACAUGUGUCACUGUUGGACUGGAGCUGUGGAUCCGUGUGCAGACUGUGUCAGUAUUUACAGAGGGGAUGGUUGGUGGAUGUGCUUGAUAAAUGCAGGAUUUUCUUUUCAGUUCAGUCCAGGUGUAUAAAAAUGCUGCACUUUUUUAUGGUUGGACACCUGUUUUAUUGAAUCCACACCUAAAUAUUUCUCAGGUGAUGAUAGUUUACCAGAAUAACAUACGGCAGGAUGCUGACUUGUGACCUAGUUUAUCAUAUUUAUUGAAAGAAGUAGCUGAGCAUUUUUCUUGUAAAAUUAAAAAUGUUUGAAUUGUUCAAUAAAUACCCAUUAAGACA
Messenger RNA from Melanotaenia boesemani (Boeseman's rainbowfish), 2677 nucleotides. RefSeq names its product armadillo repeat containing 10 (gene armc10). The transcript has 6 exons. NCBI's taxonomy places the organism in Eukaryota, Metazoa, Chordata, Actinopteri, Atheriniformes, Melanotaeniidae. Bases 243 to 1274 code for a protein of 343 amino acids. Gene Ontology annotation, cellular component: mitochondrion. The record is from RefSeq and is a predicted model, not a curated record.